This is a messenger RNA of Myodes glareolus (Bank vole), 1952 nucleotides long. Lineage: Eukaryota; Metazoa; Chordata; Mammalia; Rodentia; Cricetidae. The record is from RefSeq and is a predicted model, not a curated record.
GCUCUGGAACUGACGUGAGGCUCAGAAGCGUCUCGGAGGGGAGCUUGAGCCGCCCCGCUCCCUCCCUCCCGGGCGUUGGGGCGCUCACACACUUUUGCACAAUACGACACGUAUUCCAAGUGCCAGGCUGUUGAUUUGUCCAAUUAUAGGGCGUAGAACACUACAUCCUGCUGCUGCCCGACCUCGUAUCCUGCUUUGUCAGGUCCACGUGAGACAUGGCACAGGAACGAGGACACAUCCCGCUGCCUAGAGCUGAUGCUAUUCGCUCUCAUCUUAUUGACACCUUCUCCCUCAUAGAGCAUUUGCAAGGCUUGAGCCAAGCUGUGCCAAGGCACACUCUCCGGGAGAUACUUGAUCCUUCUCUCCAGAAGAAACUCAUGUCAGGAGACCAGCAUCAGCUAGUGCGCUUCUCCAUAAAGCCCCGGCAUAUGGGCCACAUCACACACUCCCAGCGAAUGCUGAGCAGGCUUCGUGUGCGGUGCAGCCAGAGACCACCUCUUUCCCUGUGGGCUGGAUGGGUUAUUGAGAGUCCUAUCUUCUCAAAAUUCAUCAUCUUCCUCAUAUUUCUGAAUACAAUUGUACUGAUGGUCGAAAUAGAAUUGAUGGAAUCCACAAACACUAAACUGUGGCCAUUGAGAUUGACUUUGGAGGUGGCAGAUUGGUUUAUCUUGUUUAGUUUCAUUUUAGAGAUUCUUCUAAUGUGGCUGUUCGGCUUUACUCUCUACUGGAAUAAUGCCUGGAAUGUCUUUGACUUUGUUGUUACCAUGUUGUCUCUGCUUCCUGAGUUUGUGGUGUUGAUGGGAGUCUCGGGGAAUUCUGUGUGGCUCCAGCUGCUGAGGAUCUCCCGGGUGCUGAGGUCUCUCAAACUGUUUGCUCGACUCCGUCAAAUGAAAGUUAUUAUAUUGGCUCUGGCCAGGGCCCUGAAGAGCAUGACGUUCCUCUUGAUGCUCCUCCUCAUCUUCUUCUACAUUUUUGCUGUGACCGGUGUCUACUUCUUCCAAGACUAUUCCCGCUCCACUAUUGAGAACCUGGAAUACAACAUGUUCUUCUCGGACCUACUAAAUUCCCUGGUGACAGUGUUCAUCCUCUUCACCUUGGAUCAUUGGUAUGCAGUCCUUCAGGAUGUCUGGAAGGUGCCAGAAGCUAGCCGUGUCUUUAGCAGCAUCUAUGUGAUCCUUUGGUUGUUGCUUGGCUCCAUUAUCUUUCGAAAUAUCAUAGUAGCCAUGAUGGUUACUAACUUUCAGAAUAUCAGAAAUGAGCUGAAUGAGGAGAUGACCCACCUGGAGAUUCAGUAUAAAGCUGACAUAUUCAAGCGACAGAUUAUUCUGAGGAGACAAAACCUAUUCCCUGAAUCAGUAAGGUAAAGUAAUAGCAACAUGGAUGACAGCAACAAAGAUCCUCUAGGAAACCAGGAGGCGACAUGGCAGCAGAGAACAGAUGAAGACAAAAGUGAUGACGCAGACAAAAGUGAUGACGCAGACAAAGGUGAUGACGUAGACAAAAGUGACGCGGACGAAAGCGAUGCUAAGCAGGAUGAAGAUGGAAAAGGACAGAAAGAACCACCAAAAGCUAAAGCCAACACAUCUUCCUCUUCUGCCGCUACAUCCUCCUACAGUUCUUCGUUAGCUGAUUUGGAUCAUGCUGAUAACUUGGACUGGGAGACUCUUGUGCAUGAGAACCUGCCUGGGUUAAUGGAUAUGGAUCAGGAUGACCGUGUUGUUUGGCCCAGAGAUUCACUUUUUCGAUAUUUUGAGCUACUAGAAAAGCUUCAGUAUAACAUAGAGGAGCGGAAGAAGUUGCAAGAAUUUGCAGUCCAGGCCCUGAUGAGUUUUGAAGACAAGUAAAGAUACAAUGGAUGACGGCAUAUCUCUUGACCCAGCGAAAGCUAACGAAGGGAAUAGUUGAGAAAAGAGAAUUCAAAAUAUAAAUAUCUAAUAAAUAUCACUAGUGAA